ACGGCGGAGAACGGGGAAAGGACAGCAAAACCGCGGGACAAUAAGGUCCGCUGGCUCCGCAGCUCACAGCAAAGCUGGCCACGGGCCCCGCAGCGCGGCGCUGCCAGGACUCGGCUGUGCGGAGUGGGCUGGAGCCGGGACAGCCGUGUGCCCUCUGCCGGGGCCCGGCCUGUGUCCGGACACAGAGCCCUGUCUGCCCCUCACGAGUGUCCGUCAGGCUGUCAUGUCAUUCUCGAUGGUUUUCCUGUGAACUCCGGAAGGCAGGAGUUGUUCUGGCAGCCUUGAUGGAGAAGGUUAAUUUUGUCACCCUGUGGGCAGACUGUGUCUUUUAGCCAUGGAAAACAGUGAGUUCAGGAUUUGCUGAUCAGAACCUUGCCAGCAACCACAGAAGGACACAUUCUUAUUGCUCUGUGGCAUUGCUGUUGGAAAAAAACCCCAAAAAAACAAAAACCCCACAACACCCAGAAUUCCAAGCAUUCUCGUUCCAAUUUACAGGAGCAAAAUCAGGGACUGAAGUAGUGUACAUCCAGUCCAUAAGCAUGAUGCAGAAACAAUGAAAGUCACAACUAAAUUUUUAACAGUGCAGAACUCUGGCACAAAGUGCAAACUGAAGCAGUUUCAAGGAAGAACACAUUUUGUGUGGUGCUCUUUUAGCCGCUUACCUGCUUUGAGUUUCUACAGUGACCAGCAGUGAAGGGAAAAUAUUAGAUCAUGUCGGAGUUCUGGCUAAUUUCUGCUCCGGGAGACAAAACAAAUCUGCAGGCAUGGGAGAGAAUGAACACUGUGACAUCUAAAUCCAACCUGUCCAGCAACAGUAAAUUCCAUAUUCCAGACUUAAAGGUUGGCACACUGGAUGCUCUUGUUGGUCUGUCAGAUGAGUUGGGAAAACUUGAUAGCUUUGCUGAAAGUGUAAUAAGGAAAAUAGCCCAGUACAUAGGAGAAGUUAUGGAAGACUCAAAAGAUAAAGUCCAGGAAAACCUUCUGGCCAAUGGAGGGCUAAAGGAUAAAAUGAAAUGUCUCCAAAUUGACCUAAUUAGCUACUUGACACGGUUUGAGUGGGACAUGGCCAAAUAUCCCAUAAAGCAGCCACUGAAGAAUAUAUCAGAAGCAUUAACAAAGCAAGUGACUCAAAUAGAAACAGACCUAAAGGCCCGAUCAGCGGCGUACAACAACAUUAAAGGAAAUUUGCAAAGCCUGGAGAAGAAAACAAUGGGAAAUCUGCUGACUCGGACCCUGGCAGACAUUGUGCACAAAGAAGACUUUGUUCUGAAUUCUGAGUAUCUUAUCACGCUGCUCGUCGUGGUGCCAAAGUCAAGCUACCUCCAGUGGCAGAAGACCUAUGAAUCACUCUCAGAUAUGGUAGUACCUCGCUCCACCAAAAUGAUUGCUGAGGAUGCAGAGGGAGGACUCUUCACUGUGACCCUGUUUAGAAAAGUGAUGGAUGACUUUAAGGCUAAAGCCAGGGAGAACAGGUUCAUGGUUCGAGAAUUUUAUUAUGAUGAGAAGGAACUGAAAUGUGAAAAGGAAGAGCUGAUGAAAUUAGCUUCUGACAAGAAACAACAAUAUGGCCCCUUACUACGCUGGCUGAAGGUGAAUUUCAGUGAAGCAUUUGUUGCUUGGAUUCAUGUGAAAGCCUUGAGAGUUUUUGUUGAAUCUGUGCUGAGGUAUGGCCUCCCUGUGAAUUUCCAAGCAAUGCUGCUGCAGCCAAAUAGGAAAUCUGUGAAGCGCCUGAGAGACGUCCUGAACCUGGUCUUCAAACACCUGGAUGAAGUUGCAGCAGCAAGUAUAAUGGAUCCUGGCAUGGACAUCCCUGGGUUACAACUGAGUAAUCAAGAAUACUAUCCUUAUGUCUAUUUCAAGAUUGACCUCAGUCUUCUUGACUGCAGUUAAAGAAGAAUUGCUCAAGCUUCAUCUAUUAAUUUUCAAGACUCUCAUGUUACUGUAAAACAAUCUUCAGCUGCUGAAAGUAAAAUUAAAAUGCAGAUGCUGUAGCAGGAUGAUCUUCCUACCACUUCUAGUAAUUUUUACAGUGACUACAAUGUAAGUUCUCUUAUUCAUAGUUUUACAAAAACAUAUUUCAGAGGCAGAGGUACUAUGGUAGUAUUUAUUUUUUUUUUUUUUGGUAAAUUACAAAGAUGGAAUAUCUACUGGACUUGAAAUAAAACAAUUGAAAAAGUGUGGUGGCUAAUGGA
This is a messenger RNA of Cyanistes caeruleus (blue tit), 2192 nucleotides long. It is a transcript of the gene ATP6V1C2, whose product is annotated as ATPase H+ transporting V1 subunit C2. The record is from RefSeq and is a predicted model, not a curated record. Gene Ontology annotation, molecular function: proton-transporting ATPase activity, rotational mechanism. Gene Ontology annotation, biological process: proton transmembrane transport. NCBI's taxonomy places the organism in Eukaryota, Metazoa, Chordata, Aves, Passeriformes, Paridae. Gene Ontology annotation, cellular component: lysosomal membrane; vacuolar proton-transporting V-type ATPase, V1 domain.